This is a messenger RNA of Aspergillus viridinutans, 1221 nucleotides long. RefSeq lists its product as uncharacterized. NCBI's taxonomy places the organism in Eukaryota, Fungi, Ascomycota, Eurotiomycetes, Eurotiales, Aspergillaceae. The record is from RefSeq and is a predicted model, not a curated record. The transcript is spliced from 2 exons. Bases 1 to 1221 code for a protein of 406 amino acids.
AUGUCGUCGCUGUAUAAAUGCACAUCUUGCAAUGAGCUCAUCCAGCCUAAGAAAGCGCGUCUCUCAUGUGCUUCCUGCGCGCCCCGCAUAACCCUAUGCGCCAACUGCUUCGUUGUACAGAAUUAUCCUCCGCAGCACCAGGAUGACCCCUCGCACGCAAUCUCGCUACACGCACAAAGCGGUUUCAUCCCUGUCCCUCCGCCACCUCCACCACGAGCGCAGUCUGUCCGAAGCCCAUAUGGUCCUCCCCCGCGCCGUCCUGUAUCUGUUUCAAACAGAGAUAGCGAUGUCCCGCCGAGGAAACCUCCACGUCCUACAAAUCCAGAACCAAGAAGUGAAGAACGGGUGGAGAACACGGUGCCAGUAACGCCGACGUCGAUGAAACCGGAAAGAACUGUCCCAACUAUUCCAUAUGCAGCGAGACCAGUACCGCAGAGUCCGUCCCCGAAAAGCACCGAGCCAUCUCGUCAUCCACCAUAUCCAUAUUCAUCUACAAGCUGGAUCCCGCUCUUCACCGAGGACAUGAAGCCCUCGGCUUCCUUCAUGAGAUUAAUCGAAGAGCUCUUCCGCCACCUAGACCCGCAGCGCACGGGGUAUCUCAGUCCAGAAGCCGUCUCUAAGUACGUAGACGUAUGUGGCGCACCACCUAGCCACAACGUUUGGAAAACCAGCCGCGACAAAAACCCACAAUAUGGCUACGACAUGGCCGACCGCGAACUAGCCGACCACUUCACAGCAUACGCCGUCGACUUCGCCCUCCGUCCACGCACUCCACCCUCAACACCCGUCAAUUCCCCUCUAGAUCCCCUGUCCUAUCUCCCGCCCGCUCAGCGCGCUGCCAUUUCCGCAUUCAUGCCCGCCCAAUCCACAUCCGCGAACUCGCUCUCCGGAGGGAAAAAACCCAUGCUGUCAUUCCGAGGCUGGACGGACCUUACAAUCUGCGGUGUGCUUCUGAACCCGUCUGCGUCAUGCGGGCAGCUCAAUCGCGCUAUGCAGGCAUUCCAGUUGCCGGUUUGGAGAGAGUGGGGUGAUAUUCCUCGGGAUAUGUUACCGCUUGCACCGUAUCAGCCGGAGGUUGAGAGGGUGAGGGUAUUGCUUGAGGGGGCGAGAAUUAAUGCGGAGCAGGAGGUUGAUGCAGUUCAUGCGAGGUUGAAGCUGGAGCAGAGGGGACGGCAGAAUGCGUUGGAUUUGUUGGAUGAUCGGGUUUGGGUUCGUUGGUAG